CGGGGCGGCUGACGCGGCCGCGCUCCUUCCUCUUCCUCCCGGCCGGCCCCGCCUCCGCCGCCUCCGCCCGGCGCCGCCGCCAGCGCCGUCAUGUCGGGCCGCGCCGGGGCCCGGAUCCCGCCGCCCGGAGCCUGCGGAGCCGCCGCCGCCCCCGCGGGCCGGGCCCCCGCGCCGCAGCCCAACGGCGCGCAGUACGGUGACUAUGUUAGUAACCGAGCUAGCUCCGCAGCGACGCCCUUGUCAUCCACGUCCGAUGACGAUGACGAGGAGGAGGAGGAUGAGGAAGCAGGUGUGCCCAGCUCGUCCACCACCAGCAGUGCGUCCCCCGUGCCCAACAGUUACGACGCCCUGGAAGGGGGCAGCUACCCAGACAUGCUCUCAUCGUCAGCGAGCAGCCCAGCGCCCGACCCGGCCCCUGACCCUGACCCUGUGCCUGACGCGGCCCCCCUGACUGCCCAGCCUUCCAAAGCAGCCAAACCUUUCGGGUACGUGUACCCAACGCUCCAGCCUGGCUACCAGAAUGCGGCAGCACCCGUAUACCCAGGAACACGGCCCAGCAGCCCUGCGUACCCCAGCUUCCAGUAUGCACAGCAAUACCCUGGCAUGGCUCCGCUCUCCUCCAGCCUGGGCGGGCUGAGUCUCCAGAGCUCUCCACAGCCUGAAAGCCUGAGGCCCAUCAACCUCACUCAGGAGAGGGACAUCCUGCCCCCGACGCCUCCCUGGCCCCCUGUGCCUAACUUGAACUUAGAGUUGAAAAAACUAAACUGUAGCCCAGAUUCGUUCCGGUGCACAUUGACAAGCAUUCCACAGACGCAGGCAUUACUGAAUAAAGCCAAGCUCCCCUUGGGGCUGCUGUUACACCCCUUCAGAGACUUGACGCAACUGCCCGUGAUCACGUCCAACACCAUCGUGCGGUGCCGGUCCUGCCGGACCUACAUCAACCCCUUCGUGUCCUUCAUCGACCAGCGCCGAUGGAAAUGCAACCUGUGCUACAGAGUCAACGACGUUCCCGAAGAAUUUAUGUAUAACCCUCUCACCCGGUCUUACGGAGAGCCUCAUAAGCGGCCGGAAGUCCAGAACGCAACGGUGGAGUUCAUUGCUUCCUCAGACUACAUGCUCCGUCCCCCGCAGCCUGCCGUGUACCUGUUCGUCCUAGAUGUGUCGCACAACGCCGUGGAGGCCGGGUACCUGGCGGUUUUAUGCCAGUCACUCUUAGAGAACCUGGACAAGCUUCCUGGAGAUUCACGAACAAGAAUAGGAUUCAUGACAUUUGAUAGCACAAUUCAUUUCUACAAUCUACAAGAAGGCUUAUCACAGCCUCAGAUGUUGAUAGUAUCGGAUAUAGAGGAUGUUUUUCUGCCUACACCGGAUAGCUUGCUUGUGAAUCUCUGCGAAAGUAAAGAGCUGAUCAGAGACUUGCUAACCGUGCUGCCGGGCAUGUUCACCCAGACGCGGGAGACGCACAGCGCUCUGGGGCCUGCGCUGCAGGCAGCCUGUAAGCUGAUGGCGGCCACUGGCGGCCGCGUGUCUGUGUUCCAGACGCAGCUUCCCUCUCUGGGCGCUGGCCUGCUGCAGUCCCGGGAGGACCCAAACCAGCGGUCCAGCACCAAGGUUGUGCAACAUCUUGGCCCUGCGACUGACUUUUAUAAGAAACUCGCUUUAGAUUGCUCGGGGCAGCAGACUGCGGUGGACCUGUUCCUUUUGAGUUCACAGUAUUCUGAUCUCGCGUCUCUAGCCUGUAUAUCCAAGUACUCUGCAGGGUGCAUCUACUAUUAUCCAUCUUUCCACUGUACUCACAAUGCUCCACAAGCAGAGAAGCUGCAGAAGGACCUCAAACGAUACCUCACGAGGAAAAUCGGAUUUGAAGCUGUGAUGAGAAUCAGGUGCACGAAAGGUCUUUCCAUGCACACUUUCCACGGGAACUUCUUUGUCCGCUCCACCGACUUGCUGUCCCUCGCCAACAUCAACCCGGAUGCCGGAUUCGCCGUCCAGCUGUCCAUCGAGGAGAGCCUGGCGGACACCUCCUUGGCGUGCUUUCAGACCGCGCUGCUAUACACGUCAAGCAGAGGAGAGCGAAGGAUACGCGUGCACACGCUCUGCCUGCCGGUGGUGAGCUCGCUGUCCGAUGUGUACGCCGGCGUGGAUGUGCAAGCGGCCAUCUGCCUGCUGGCAAAUAUGGCUGUGGACCGGUCCGUGUCGUCGAGCCUGUCAGAUGCCCGGGACGCCUUAGUGAACGCUGUGGUGGAUUCGCUGUCGGCCUAUGGCACCUCGGCUGCGCACCUGCAGCGCUCUGCCCUCAUGGCGCCCAACUCCCUCAAGCUCUUCCCCCUCUACGUCCUGGCCCUCCUCAAGCAGAAAGCCUUUCGAACGGGCACGAGCACACGUCUGGAUGACCGGGUGUACGCCAUGUGCCAGAUCAAGUGUCAGCCCCUCACCCACCUCAUGAAGAUGAUCCACCCCAACCUGUAUCGCAUCGACAGGCUCACGGACGAGGGCGCAGUGCACGUCAAUGACAGGGUGGUACCGCAGCCGCCCCUCCAGAAACUGUCUGCAGAGCGACUGACGCGAGAAGGGGCUUUCCUCAUGGACUGUGGCUCCGUCUUCUACAUUUGGAUUGGAAAAGGCUGCAACAGUAACUUCAUAGAGGACGUGCUUGGCUAUCCCGAUUUUGCGUCAAUACCACAGAAAAUGACACACCUCCCCGAGCUGGACACGCUGCCAUCGGAGCGGGCCCGGUCCUUUAUCACUUGGCUGAGAGAAAACAGACCCCUGAGCCCGAUUCUGCACGUGGUAAAAGAUGAGAGCCCUGCCAAAACAGAAAUAUUUCAACACCUGAUUGAAGACCGGACCGAAGCCGCCUUCUCUUACUACGAGUUCCUGCUCCAUGUCCAGCGGCAGAUCUGUAAGUGAAGUGGAAAGCGGUAGAUGACGAAGAGCAGGGCCACAGCCCUGUGAGAGAAGCAAACCCCCCAGAAACGGGAAAGGAAGGCCUUGGUUUGGAGACGCCGUGCUGCCCAUGGCCACUCGGGGAAGCAUCGCUGUCUGUCUGUCUGUCUGUCUGUCUGUCUGUCUGUCGGCCUAUCGAAGACUCUGUUGAGAGGAGAGGAGGAAGACGGCAGCGGGAGGCCUGUUGGCCCCAGGAUGCUGCGUUCUUCCCAUCUUAGCCCGUGGCUCUCCCUGUCCCGGCUGUGCGGCCACACAGGGCCCCUGGCGGCAGCACACGACACCUAGUGCUGUGUCCA
This is a messenger RNA of Sorex fumeus (smoky shrew), 3242 nucleotides long. It is a transcript of the gene SEC24B, whose product is annotated as SEC24 homolog B, COPII coat complex component. The transcript has 22 exons. NCBI's taxonomy places the organism in Eukaryota, Metazoa, Chordata, Mammalia, Eulipotyphla, Soricidae. The record is from RefSeq and is a predicted model, not a curated record. Gene Ontology annotation, molecular function: SNARE binding; zinc ion binding. Gene Ontology annotation, biological process: endoplasmic reticulum to Golgi vesicle-mediated transport; intracellular protein transport; COPII-coated vesicle cargo loading. Bases 91 to 2910 code for a protein of 939 amino acids. Gene Ontology annotation, cellular component: COPII vesicle coat; endoplasmic reticulum exit site.